Equus quagga is the source of this 2876-nucleotide messenger RNA. It is a transcript of the gene UBA5, whose product is annotated as ubiquitin like modifier activating enzyme 5. Bases 552 to 1766 code for a protein of 404 amino acids. Gene Ontology annotation, cellular component: cytoplasm; cytosol. Gene Ontology annotation, biological process: protein ufmylation. The transcript has 12 exons. The record is from RefSeq and is a predicted model, not a curated record. Gene Ontology annotation, molecular function: UFM1 activating enzyme activity. Lineage: Eukaryota; Metazoa; Chordata; Mammalia; Perissodactyla; Equidae.
AGCCUCGGAGUUGCAGGCCUCAGUUUUAAAGAACGCAGAGCCACGUUAGUCUCUUCGGGCAAAUAAGAACACAGAGACCUUUUCCACCUCCAAAUUUAACGCGCCGACAGGCGGAAGACCUAGCGGGUCCGGUUCAGAAAAGAGCCCGCCGUGCCCACGAGCCCGGGAAUAAAAGAUCCUGGCGUUUCUCCUGGCCGCCCGGUAGGAAAGGCAGCAUCGCAGGCUGCCAGCUCCGGACAGUUAUGUCCCGAGCCCGUCUGCGGCCUGGUCACUUAGGACCGGGCGAAGAAGGAAGCUCAGAGGGGCGGGUUUUUCCUGACGGGGAGCAAUGACUGCAACGUACCGGAAGCGGGACUGUGGGAGGCCCGCUGGGGCGGAGGAGACGUGGCUGGCUGUGAGGGGCUGAGAGCACUUCCCCGGGCUUUUGGGCUGGGGAGGCCGCCCCUCGGUGCCUCCUCACGUAUCCUCGCUGGCCCAGCAGGCCUAGCAGCGUGGGGCGGCGACGGCGGCGGCGGCCGGGGCUGGGAGCGUUGGCGGCCGGGGUCCCAGCCAUGGCCGAGGCUGUGGAGCGGCUGCAGCAGCGGGUAGAGGAACUGGAGCGGGAACUGGCCCAGGAGAGAAGGCGGCGGGCCCUGGGGGGCGGCGACGGAGGAGGCGGCCGGGCCCGCAUCGAGAAGAUGAGCCCCGAGGUGGUGGACUCCAACCCCUACAGCCGCCUGAUGGCAUUGAAACGAAUGGGAAUUGUAAGCGACUAUGAGAAAAUUCGUACCUUUGCUGUAGCAAUAGUAGGUGUUGGUGGAGUUGGUAGUGUGACUGCUGAAAUGCUGACAAGAUGUGGCAUUGGUAAGUUGCUACUCUUUGACUAUGACAAGGUGGAACUGGCCAAUAUGAACAGACUUUUCUUCCAGCCUCAUCAAGCAGGAUUAAGUAAAGUUCAAGCAGCAGAACAUACUUUGAGGAACAUUAAUCCUGAUGUUCUUUUUGAAGUCCACAACUACAAUAUAACCACAGUAGAAAAUUUUCAACAUUUCAUGGAUAGAAUAAGUAAUGGUGGAUUAGAAGAGGGAAAAUCUGUUGAUCUAGUUCUUAGCUGUGUGGACAAUUUUGAAGCUCGAAUGACAAUAAACACAGCUUGUAAUGAACUUGGACAAACAUGGAUGGAGUCUGGGGUCAGUGAAAAUGCAGUUUCAGGGCAUAUACAGCUCAUAAUUCCUGGAGAAUCUGCUUGUUUUGCGUGUGCUCCACCACUUGUAGUUGCGGCAAAUAUUGAUGAAAAGACUCUGAAGCGAGAGGGUGUUUGUGCAGCCAGUCUUCCUACCACUAUGGGAGUCGUUGCUGGGAUCUUGGUACAAAAUGUGCUAAAGUUUCUGUUAAAUUUUGGUACUGUUAGUUUUUACCUUGGAUACAAUGCAAUGCAGGAUUUUUUCCCUACUAUGUCCAUGAAGCCAAAUCCUCAGUGUGAUGACAGAAAUUGCAGGAAGCAGCAGGAAGAAUAUAAGAAAAAGGUGGCAGCACUGCCCAGACAGGAAGUUGUUCAAGAAGAGGAAGAGAUAAUACAUGAGGACAACGAGUGGGGUAUUGAGUUGGUAUCUGAGGUUUCAGAAGAGGAACUGAAAAACUCUUCAGGACUAGUUCCUGACUUACCCGAAGGAAUCACAGUGGCAUAUACAAUUCCCAAAAAGCAAGAAGAUUCUGUACCUGAGUUAACAGUGGAAGAUUCUGGUGAAAGCUUGGAAGACCUCAUGGCCAAGAUGAAAAAUAUGUAGAUAUAAUGGACUGCCCUAUAUUUUAUUUCCUGUGUUUAAACCUAUUCCCUUGAAAUUUAAAAAAAUUUUAAAACUGAAAAACUUAGGGCAAUAUCAGUUGAUGUAUAAUCUUCACUAAUUAUUACACUUUUUGAAAAUUCUGUGACUGUUGCUUGUUGUGUCCCCCCACCCCCACCAAACUAAAUCAGUAACUCUCUUAAAACUCAGGUUUCAUUCUAGUAAGAAAACUUCAAAGGAUUAUUGUAGGCAGUUAUGAAUCUUAUUGAAAACUUAGCCAUUGAAAUGUUUUGGCCUUUUGGGAGGGUCGGAAGAAAGGACCAAUUUGAUGCUCUAUUCCUUUUCUUUCCAGUAAUCCUUUGUGGUCUGUAGCCUGAGGCCAUGGACAAUAAAGUAGUACGUGGUCCUCAGAUAUAGAGAAAAGGACAAGAGGUACAACCUGUUGAUUAGAGCUAGCAGGCAUCCACUCACUGUGUUUGGAAUUGCUCUCUACAAGAAAACUGCCCACUUACUACUAACUUGGCCAAGAAUGAAUUGAACGUAGUUGACCUGUAAAAAACAUCCAAUGUUUCCUGAUGAAAUACAAGCUGAAAUGUAGUCACUGGAAAAGUUUGUAAGUUCAUAUAUUCAAAACAAGACAAAGGCAAGUAAAAUGAAGCUUUCUUCAUAGACAGACUUUCAGGAAGUACAAAUUAUAUUUCUGCACUGACCAGGGAAAAGAAAUCAUUGCAUCUGUGGAACAUAUAUCUGGAGUCACUGUACUUUGAGGAGCAAGGGAUAAAUUUAGGCUAAGACCAUCUAGGUUAUACCCAACAUAUGGGCCACCUUCUCAAUACUUUGUUUAAAUCUGUUUCCCUAGGUAAUUAGAGAUUGGCAAAGGUUUAUCCUGGAUAGUGGGCAUAAAAGAGGCGUAAAUUGUCUCUGCAAUGACUGAUAUGUAUUUAUUCACUGAAAAAGUGACUAUCAUUUUCCCUGAUCUUGACCACUAAAUUGUAAAUUGGUAAACUGGUUUUCUCUGUAGUUGUAUACAAAUAAUGGAGGCUUAGAGAACCUUCGUUGAAAUAAAUUCCCAACGGUUUGGAGACCAAUAAAGAACAUGCAUGUGUAACCUUA